AUGAACGGGGACGACGGUGUGAACAUGAGCCCAGGCAACGGAGACGCCACCGCCGGCACGAACGCUCCCCGUAGGGCCAGGCGCUGGCGUCACAGGGGCAACAGGGGCCGUGGCCGCGGCAUCAUGCGCGGUCGCUUCAUCGCCCAAGCGGAUCAGGAGGCACCCCGAGGUGCCCGACUCUUCCCAGGCGCACCGCUCUCGAUCCACGAACGGCUGACGAUCAUCCACCACAUUUACGACUAUCGCACGUUGCACGGGGCCGACCCCCCUACACUUGUCAUUCCCCCUCGUGAUGAGAACGACUCACUGAUCAAUGUCCUCUUUCACCCGCCAAGAAAGGACGACCUGUUGCAGACUACUAGUCCUGCAACCCAAGUGGAGAACAAGGAGGACGCCAGCCCCGCAGCUACUGCCGGCCCUGUAGGUCAGGAGGAGACGAAGGAGGUCGCCAGCUCCGAGACCGCGGCUGCCGCUACAGCGAGAGAUCGGACCCCACUACGGACGACUCUGGUUCAGGGCGCCCAAGACGCCCAAAACACGCUGAUUGUGGCGGUCUUUUCCUUUACGGAAGAUAUGUUGGGGCAGGCAAUCCUCGGCGCGGCGGAUAGAGGCGUGAAAAUCAAGAUCUACCUGGAUCACGGACAAGCGUACAAGAGUCCGAAAUGGCCCAGAAAAUUCAUCGAGAGCAACAAGAUCGAGAUAAACUACCGCCGAGCGAGGUCCGAGAAGAUGCACAUGAAAUACCUCGUGGCAGACGGCAAUGACGUAUGCGUGGGCUCCGCAAACUUCUCCGCCGCUGCAUUGGUCAAGUACAACGAGGAGGUCCUCCUGCAUCUCCGCGGACGUCGAGCAGCUAGCUUCUUCGAGGAGGACUUUUCCUACAGAUGGAAGACGUCCAAGUGUUUGCUGAAGAGCAAGCUCGCUAGACCUACGCUUUAA
Molecule: messenger RNA, 939 nt
Organism: Phytophthora sojae
Lineage: Eukaryota; Oomycota; Peronosporomycetes; Peronosporales; Peronosporaceae
Product: phospholipase D-like protein
Exons: 2
Coding region: 1-939 (312 amino acids)
Biological process (GO): piRNA processing
Cellular component (GO): mitochondrion
Molecular function (GO): RNA endonuclease activity producing 5'-phosphomonoesters, hydrolytic mechanism
Source: RefSeq, a predicted model, not a curated record